Molecule: messenger RNA, 2338 nt
Organism: Saccostrea cuccullata (small rock oyster)
Lineage: Eukaryota; Metazoa; Mollusca; Bivalvia; Ostreida; Ostreidae
Exons: 10
Coding region: 1-1932 (643 amino acids)
Source: RefSeq, a predicted model, not a curated record
AUGGGUGUACUCCCUUUGCCUCCACCAGGGCUUCGCCCAGGACCCACUGUGGCCCUUACGGCGGCCCAAGACCUCUUGCCUAAACAACGUUAUACCUGUCCCCUCCCCAAAUCCUACUUUUGUUCCGGAAUUCGCACCAUACCAGAGGAAAUAAACCUCCAAAUAUCAGAGGAAACAACAAUAAAAUCACCAGGAUAUCCAGAGAAAAACUACGAAAGGGACACAACUUAUAUAUGGAUGGUGACAGCACCUGACGUAACAGAGGAGAUAAAUAUCAGGAUAGAAAUGGAUGUUCACUAUACUCCAGGAUACCCAUGUGAUGAUUACCUACAGAUUGAGGAAAUCAAUACCUACUUCACACUCUUUAAACAAUGUGGGAAACGAACAACAUUUAGAAUAGCAAGAGAAAACAAACUAAUAAUCACUCUCUACUCUAACCAGGACAUAUUUACAGCGAAAGGUUUUCUACUAAGUCUUAAAGAUACUAUACCAAAUACGUCAAAAGAGAUUGAGAAAUCUACACCAGUACCAUGGUACAGCUCACUGCCACCACUGCCCGAAGUUGAAGAGGUUGUUGGAACCUCGAACAUGACAAGUGUUGUUAUAACUACUGAUACUUCUUUCGGAGUUCACACUAAAUCAGAGGAAAUAUAUCUCCCUUUAUCUGAGGAGAUAACGAUAGAAACUCCGGGAUAUCCAAUGAAAAACUACACGAGGGACACAAUUUAUAAGUGGAUAGUGACAGCACCUGAAUUAGCAGAGGAGAUAAAUAUCACGAUAGAAAUGGAUGUUCACGAAACACCAGGAUUCCCAUGUGAUGACUACUUAAAGAUUCAGGAUAUCGAUGUCAACUUCAAACUCUUUAAUAAAUGUGGAAAACGAAGAGAAAAUAGAACAGCAAGAGGAAACAAACUUUUCAUCACUCUCUUUUCAGACAACGACAGAAAUACAGCUAAAGGUUUUCGACUAAGUCUUAAAGUAUUAAAGAUUUCAACAAGACAAACAAUAAAAACAACAUUGGCAUCAACUACAUUACCAGUGUCAACGAUAUAUACGAGUCCGGCGAGAAAGGCAACAACGACAGCAUCACCAAAAUCACCAUUUCGUCAUAAAACUAAUACUACAAUCAGAACAACAAUUUCAAAUAUACUUUCAAAAAAAAUAUCUUCAACGACAAAAGUUAAACGAAGAACAAUAAAAACAACUAAUCAAACAACAACACCAAAAGAGAUUCUAACAGAAGUAACGACAAGAAAAACAAUAGAAACAACUCUCCCCAGUCAGGCAGCUACUCGUCCAACAACACCAAACGAGAUAACGAGUGAACUUAUGAGUUCUGCACCAGCCACAUGGUACAGCUCACUGCCAACACUGCCCUUAACGGCAGGCAAAACCUCGAAAACGACACGUGUUGUUAUAACUACUGAUUUACACCAAAUUAUAAAUUCAGAAAUACCAAAUUCAUCAAGCACAACGCUGAAUGCUGUAACCUCAACGGAAACCAAUCCGUUUGUUCUCAGUCAAGAAAUGGUGAUUUUGAUGGCGGGAAUCGGAGUGGUAGAAGUUACGAUAAUAAUUGUGGGUAUCCUAGCAGUCAAGAGAUAUAGAAAGCAAAGAAAUAACACGACAAGACACAGUAAAGAGAAUGUCGGUCGACCCGUUUCUAGAAAGACAGUCUGCAGCAUUGAUAAUGUAUAUGCCACAAUUCCAGAGGAAGAAUUCGAUGAGAAUCCAUACAAAGAUCUUUCUGAGGAUGUGUAUGAUACAACCUCAAAAAGACGAUCUCAUGUUAAUGGUAGCUGGAGUAAUAACUCCAGAGGAAGUUUUUAUUCUCGUUUGUUUCGGAGUUCAAAAAUAAGCGGAAGAAGUACAGUACAGGAAAUGCAUCCAAUGUUUUCAACAUUCCGAGACACGAAAAAGGAAACAAAGUAAUUAGUUUAAUCUCAGAUAACUGUUUGUGUGACUUUAAUUACUAUCAUAAAUUUUUACAUGUAUUUUUUAAAACAAGGUAGGGUCUCAAGAAAUAUAUUGCCCAGUGUUUUCUAAUAUAUGAAGGUGAUAUAAGAAAUUAAAACUCUGACUUUUUGAACUGUUGAAAUUCCAUGCAGUAGGAAUAUACAAAUGGUAUUUCUCAGAUGACCUACUAAGGGCUUAUAGGGACGUCUUGAACGUGUGCAUUUUUUCCCAUAUUUUCUUAAACUUUUCAAACGACACCAUUUUAGUGCAUUCUCUAUUAGAUAAUAUGGAGAACGUGCAUCACCAAAACCAUUUUGAGAUUUUGUGAUUUUUCAAAGGAUUAUACAUAUGUAUAUCAUAAAAAAAAUGUAGUAAGAAAGAA